UUACUAUUUUGUUUCCUUCCUCGAUUCAUAGAUCGACCAAUGUGUAAUUACUGUCGAAGACCUGGUCACUUCGUUCGUGAGUGUCAGACACGUAUGCGGGAUAUGGAGCAACAAGCAAACCAGUUUAAUCGAGCUAACCAGGCGUUGUCAUCUAACUUGGCUCUGAUCUUGCAGGCUCCAAGUGCCAUUGUCCCUUAUCAGGAGCUGUCGCAGGACGUACGUGUUAAUCAAGGAAUUGGCGGGCAAGCUGGCGGUUACGAUGGAGGCUUCAAUAGUGGCGGAUCUUCGGGCGGCUACAACGGUGGUUACAACGAAGGGUAUAAUGGGAGAAGAUCGUGGAAUUCCGACUAUAGACAUGAUAAAGUUGAUCGGAUGUGGACAUGGAUGUCCGCUGAGAUGGCAGAACGAAAAAGUAUCAAGAAGGAAAAGGAGGGGGCCGCUAGGAGAGAAGAAGAGUUGAGGAUGAAAAAUGAGGCGGAGGAAAAGAAAUGUAAGAAGGAGAAGGACAAAGAAGGGUUCAAGACAAGUAUUGGGUGUAUGGUCGGUAGUCAGAUGAAGUGGGUAUGUGAGGAGGUCUUGGGCAAACAAGUCGAAAUCAGGGAACCUUUCGUUAUAUCGACGACGGAAGACGGAAGAAGAAGGACGAGCAAUCAUUCCAAGAAAGAUUUAGAGGACGAUGCCAGCAAAAGGAAGGACGAGGAAAUCCAGAAGUUGAAUUAAGCGAUGGUGGACUUGUAACGGAAAGCUAAUCGAACCAGCAGUACGGAUCACGAGCUAAAGUCCUUGCGAUCUAGCAAUCAACAUCUGAUUGAAGA
Molecule: messenger RNA, 815 nt
Organism: Chara braunii
Lineage: Eukaryota; Viridiplantae; Streptophyta; Charophyceae; Charales; Characeae
Source: the annotation of a GenBank genome assembly